Molecule: messenger RNA, 14244 nt
Organism: Closterium sp. NIES-65
Lineage: Eukaryota; Viridiplantae; Streptophyta; Zygnematophyceae; Desmidiales; Closteriaceae
Source: the annotation of a GenBank genome assembly
AUGGGGGGAAGCGCAGGGGCAAAGCAGUCUGGGCAGGCGACUAGCACCAAAGCACCGGUUAGCACCAAAGCAUCGACUACUACUAGCUUCAAGGCUCCCACGAGCACCAACGCAUCGCCCAGCACCGCCAAGGCAGCGCCGCUUCUGGGCCGGCCGUCAGGCCCCUCGCGCGUUCCCGCUGUCUCCCUGCACGAGUGCCCUGUCUUCCACCCGUCGCCCGAGGAGUUCGCCGACCCCUUGCGAUUCAUCGCACGCGUUCGCCCGAUCGCAGAGCCGUGCGGCAUGUGUCGCAUAGUCCCCCCGCCCGGCUGGGAUCCGCCGUUCGCGCUGGACCGCGCCAAGUUCCGCUUCCGCACCAAGGUGCAGGCGCUCCACCAGCUGCAGCGCCGCCCCGCGCCCGCCGACCCCGCCACCUUUGCGCUCGACUACCUCCGCUUCCUCGCGGAUCUCCACCUUGCGCACCCGCCGGCGCUGCAGCGCGCACUUGCGCGCGCGGGGAUGGGGGCGGGGAAAAAGGGGGUUUCUGCGGAGGACAGGGCGUUGGUGGCGGCGGAAGCCAUGCGCGCGGGCGCGGUGGACAUCUGCGCGCUGUUCCACGCCGUGCAGCGGCGGGGAGGGUUUGCGCGCGUGAGCGAGAGCAGGGCGUGGGGGGACGUGCUGCGGUCGGUGCUGCAGGGCGGGACGGGCGGGGCGGAGGGGGAAGGGGCGGGGAAGCGGACGAGCAUGGACGCGGGGGGCCUGAAGGCGGUUUACCGGCGGUGGCGGCUGGACGAGCUGGAGGCGUGGCGAGAGGCGGGCGCGGGCAGGGCGCAGGCGGACGAUGGGCGCAACGAGGCGCACGAGGAGGCGGGGCCUGCCGCCGAUGGGAAACGAAAACGACAGGAAAAGGAGGCGGAGGGGGAGAGAGGCAGCAAGGCGCAGAAGCGGAGCGAUGGCAGCAGCAGCGGUGGGAUGAGUGCUGGCGAGGCUGGCGGCCGAUCCAGCAGCCAUUGGCGCGCAGCCAAGGCUGUGAGGUACCGGCACGGCGAGUCAGGAGGGGAGGAGGAGGGGGAGGGGGAGGGCGAUGGGGGGGAGUCAGAGGGCGGUGAUGGCUCUGACUCGGACAGUGAGGACGCGGCAGCGGAUGCGGUGUGUGAGAGGUGCAGAGGAGGGGGGCACGAGGAGCAGAUGUUGCUGUGUGACCGCUGCGACCGCGGCUGGCACCUCUUCUGCCUCUCUCCACCGCUCUCUACCGUGCCGCACGGCACGUGGUUCUGCCAGGACUGCGUGGCCCGCCCGCACGACACCUUUGGCUUCACAUCCGGCGGCAGCAUCUCCAUCGCCGCCUUGCAGCGUGCCGACCGCACGCUGCGCGAGCGGCUCUUCGGCACAAAACUGGGCGGCAAUCUCACGCCAGCACAGCUGGAGGAGGCGUUUUGGCGGGUAGUGGACGGGGCGGCAGGCCCUGUGGAGACCCUCUAUGGCAGCGAUAUCGACACCGGCGCCUGCGGCAGCGGGUUCCCCAGGAGAGGGGAACCCGUGCCGGCGCAUGCGGUGCAGAGCGGUGUGAGUGAGGCGCGGUGGCGGGAGUACGCGGGGGCGCGGUGGAACGUGAACAACAUGGCGCGGGAUGCGGCGUCGGUGCUGCGGUAUGUGGAGGACGCGAUCCCGGGGGUGAUAGUGCCGUGGCUGUACAUGGGUAUGACCAUGAGCGCCUUCUGCUGGCACUUCGAGGACCACUGCUUCUACUCCAUCAACUACCUCCACUGGGGCGAGCCAAAGCUGUGGUACGGCGUGCCGGGGCAUGCAGCAGAGGCCUUCGAGCAGGUCAUGCGGGCGGCUUUCCCAGAUCUGUUUGAGGCGCAGCCGGACCUGCUCUUCCAGCUGGUAACCAUGUUACACCCCAUGGCGCUGCAGCGCGCCGGAGUGCCCAUCUUCCGCACCGUGCAGGCCGCCCGCGAGUUUGUCGUCACCUUCCCGCGCUCCUACCAUGCUGGCUUCAACCAAGGGGUGAACUGCGCAGAAGCGGUCAACUUCGCGCCGUGCGACUGGCUGCCGUGGGGGGCGCUCAGUGUGGAGCGCUACCGGCUGUUUCGCCGCAAGUCCAUCCUCUCACACGAGGAGAUGCUGUGUGUGCUGCUCAUGAACCAGCAGCGGGGGCUGCUGGCGGGGGAGAGGCAGGUGGCGGGGGCGGAGGUGCGGAGGGUGGUGGAGGGGGAGAGGCGGGCGAGGGAAGCGGUGUGGGCGCAGGGCACAGUGAGGAGCGCACGCAUGGCGCCACAUGCACGCCCAGAUGCCAUCACCGAGGAGGAGGACAGGGAGUGCCUCAUCUGCCGCUACUACCUCUUCCUCUCCGCUGUCGUCUGCCCCUGCCGCCCUCGGGAUGCCGUGUGCCUGCAGCACGCCUGUCAGCUGUGCGACUGCCCGCCUGCGCGCCGCACGCUGCUGUACCGCCUCUCCCUGGCCGAGCUUGAAGACUUGCUGCUUGCUGCAGGGGAUGGCCGCACUGAGGGGCCACGCGAGGGGCGGGCAGGGAGUGGCAACGGGGGGAGCGAAAGUAGUGGAGAGGGGCGGAGCGAGGGGGGGAAGGGGAGUGGAGGGGAGGGGGGUGUGGGUGAUGGACGGGGGAAAGCAGCAGUGGAGGAGGUGGUGGUGAAGGCCGAGAGCAGCAGGGCAGCAGCGGGAGGCAGCAGCAGCAGCAGUGGCAAGCAAGCAGGGGAACAUGCGGGCGGGCAUGUAGGCGGGCACAGGGGCGGGCAUGUAGGCGGGCACAGGGGCGGGCAUGCGAGCAGCAGCGCCCCGCGUGCACCCAUCACGUACUCUCGCCGCGCCAGCGCUGCUUCUGUGAGCAGCCUGCCCGUGUGCGGACUCACCAGCAUUGGCAUCAAGGUGCUCACCAGGGGAUACGGGGGGGGGAGGGAUGUGAAAGAGGAAGCGAAGGGCGUUGGAGGGGGAGCAGGGGGUGGGGUUGGGGGUCAGAGUGAGGGUGGGGAUUCCGUGCAAGGCAAGGGCAGUGGUGGUGGUGGUGGUGAGGCGAAUGGCGGUGGUGGUGUUGGUGGUAGUGGUGCUGCAGUGUGUGACAGUGACACUGACCUUGCUGCCACCAUGCCAUGCCGUGACAGCCGGGCAUGUGCUGGCGUGGACCAAUCAGCACAGCCUUCUUCCGAUGAGGCGGGCAUGCGUGAGGGACAGGUGGAGGGGCGCGUGGAGGGGGGCGUUGAGAGACGCGUUGGUGUGAUUGUGAAGCAAGAAGGGGUGGAGGGUGGGAGCGGUAGUGAUGGUGUGGUGGAGUCAGCAAGCAAGGGGGACGUGGGGGAGGCGGUGUGCAAGGAACCAGGAGGAGAAGACAGAGAGAGGGGUGGAAGAGGAGUUGACGGAGAGGGAGGAGGACAAGGGGAAACAGGGCAGUGCGAGGCAGAGAGCAGUGGUGUGCGACGAAGCCGCCGCCGAGCUGCCGCCGCUGCUGCUGCUGCAGCAGAAGCGGCAGCAGCAGGUGCAGAAGAAGGUGGGGAGAGCGUGAAGGAGGAGCAGAGCAGCUAUGCUGCUGGCAUGGGUAGAGUAGGAGGGUCGGAGAAGAUUCGGGCAGGGAAGGGAGCAUAUGAUGGACUUGGGAGUGCAGAGGCGGAGAUGGCGGAGUGGAUGCGGGGCAGGGCUGCAGGGGGGAGCGGGGGAGGGGGGCACGGGGGCGAGAUGGUGCAGGCGGAGGAGUUUUUGGACAGGUGUCGGGCGGGCAGUGGCGGGGGGUGGGUGGCGCAGCAGCGGCGGGUGCGGGGGCGCAUGAUGACGCACGGCGAGUGGGCGGCGCAGUGGGCGUCGCGGGGCAAGGUGGCGCUGCGCUCACCGCCCACCGUAGAAGCAGCGGUGGCGCUGGUGCAGCAGGCGCAGGAGUUCCUGUGGGCGGGCCAUGAGGUCGAUGCCGCGCGGCGAGUGCACGACAGGGCACUGGCAGCGCUCACAUGGGCGCACGACGUGGCAGCGUGCUGCGGCCAAACGCUGCCCGCUGCUGCUGCCGCGCCACCUCUCGUUGCCUGCUCUUCCAGCCACCCGCUGCUGUCACUGCCGCCCUCUGCUUCACCCGCUGCUGCCGGGCCAAGCCACGCAGCACGAGGGGCGGGCAGCAGCGGCAGCGGAGGGGGCGGGAGGAGGAGGGGGCUGUGUGAGGUGCAGAGGCUGCUGGAGGCGGCCGCCUCGGACGUGCCCUGCAUUGAGCCGCACUAUAAGACGCUCAAGGUGCUGUACCGCGACGCCCUCGCCCUGGACCAGCGCAUUCGCCUCGCGCUGCACGCCAAGCCGCCACUCGGAGGUGCAAAGGAGCUACAGGCGCUGCAUGCAGAGGCGGCAGCAGGCACGGUGGACAUCCCUGCAGCCGCCAAGCUCAAAGACGCCCUCCUCGCCGCCCAUCACUGGGUGGAGGCGGUGCAGAGAACGGUGCCGCGGGGGAAGCCACCUCGAGCAGCGGCACAUGUCCCUCUGCCCGACCUGCACUCCCUCGCCAUGCUGCACUCGCAGGUGCUGCCUUGCCCAUCGGCCCAUCGCUGCUGCUUGCUAUGCUUCUGUGAUUGUCGUGCGCUCGAAAAUGCACGCAGUGCGCUUGAACCUCCUCCACCUGCCUCUCAAGUGUCGCCUUACUACGUUUCCCCCCCUGCCCGUUACGCUUUAUUUUUCCGCCUGGUUUCUCCCCCUAAUCUCUACUCCGGUGCGUGCUGCGGUGUGCUGUCCUCCCUCCCCUCAGGGCGAGCGCCUGCGAGUGCGCGUGGCGGAGCACGAGGUGGUGGCGGCGCUGCUGCGCGCUGCCAGGCACAUGGACGUGCAGGCUCAUGCGCUGCUGCACUCCUCGCCCACCCUGCAGGUGCUGCCUCCCCAGGUGCUGCCUCCCCAGGUGCUGCUCCCUCGGGUGCUGCCCCCCCUAUGGGGCUGCCCCUCUACACGGGCUUCCACCUGCCCACCUCGCUGCCACCUGCCCACCUCGCUGCCACCUGCCCACCUCGCUGCCACCUGCCCACCUCGCUGCCACCUGCCCACCUCGCUGCCACCUGCCCACCUCGCUGCCACCUGCCCACCUCGCUGCCACCUGCCCACCUCGCUGCCACCUGCCCACCUCGCUGCCACCUGCCCACCUCGCUGCCACCUGCCCACCUCGCUGCCAUCGCUGCCACCUGCCCACCUCGCUGCCACCUGCCCACCUCGCUGCCACCUGCCCACCUCGCUGCCACCUGCCCACCUCGCUGCCACCUGCCCACCUCGCUGCCACCUGCCCACCUCGCUGCCACCUGCCCACCUCGCUGCCACCUGCCCACCUCGCUGCCACCUGCCCACCUCGCUGCCACCUGCCCACCUCGCUGCCACCUGCCCACCUCGCUGCCACCUGCCCACCUCGCUGCCACCUGCCCACCUCGCUGCCACCUGCCCACCUCGCUGCCACCUGCCCACCUCGCUGCCACCUGCCCACCUCGCUGCCACCUGCCCACCUCGCUGCCACCUGCCCACCUCGCUGCCACCUGCCCACCUCGCUGCCACCUGCCCACCUCGCUGCCACCUGCCCACCUCGCUGCCACCUGCCCAGCCCACCUCGCUGCCACCUGCCCACCUCGCUGCCACCUGCCCACCUCGCUGCCACCUGCCCACCUCGCUGCCACCUGCCCACCUCGCUGCCACCUGCCCACCUCGCUGCCACCUGCCCACCUCGCUGCCACCUGCCCACCUCGCUGCCACCUGCCCACCUCGCUGCCACCUGCCCACCUCGCUGCCACCUGCCCACCUCGCUGCCACCUGCCCACCUCGCUGCCACCUGCCCACCUCGCUGCCACCUGCCCACCUCGCUGCCACCUGCCCACCUCGCUGCCACCUGCCCACCUCGCUGCCACCUGCCCACCUCGCUGCCACCUGCCCACCUCGCUGCCACCUGCCCACCUCGCUGCCACCUGCCCACCUCGCUGCCACCUGCCCACCUCGCUGCCACCUGCCCACCUCGCUGCCACCUGCCCACCUCGCUGCCACCUGCCCACCUCGCUGCCACCUGCCCACCUCGCUGCCACCUGCCCACCUCGCUGCCACCUGCCCACCUCGCUGCCACCUGCCCACCUCGCUGCCACCUGCCCACCUCGCUGCCACCUGCCCACCUCGCUGCCACCUGCCCACCUCGCUGCCACCUGCCCACCUCGCUGCCACCUGCCCACCUCGCUGCCACCUGCCCACCUCGCUGCCACCUGCCCACCUCGCUGCCACCUGCCCACCUCGCUGCCACCUGCCCACCUCGCUGCCACCUGCCCACCUCGCUGCCACCUGCCCACCUCGCUGCCACCUGCCCACCUCGCUGCCACCUGCCCACCUCGCUGCCACCUGCCCACCUCGCUGCCACCUGCCCACCUCGCUGCCACCUGCCCACCUCGCUGCCACCUGCCCACCUCGCUGCCACCUGCCCACCUCGCUGCCACCUGCCCACCUCGCUGCCACCUGCCCACCUCGCUGCCACCUGCCCACCUCGCUGCCACCUGCCCACCUCGCUGCCACCUGCCCACCUCGCUGCCACCUGCCCACCUCGCUGCCACCUGCCCACCUCGCUGCCACCUGCCCACCUCGCUGCCACCUGCCCACCUCGCUGCCACCUGCCCACCUCGCUGCCACCUGCCCACCUCGCUGCCACCUGCCCACCUCGCUGCCACCUGCCCACCUCGCUGCCACCUGCCCACCUCGCUGCCACCUGCCCACCUCGCUGCCACCUGCCCACCUCGCUGCCACCUGCCCACCUCGCUGCCACCUGCCCACCUCGCUGCCACCUGCCCACCUCGCUGUCACCUGCCCACCUCGCUGCCACCUGCCCACCUCGCUGCCACCUGCCCACCUCGCUGCCACCUGCCCACCUCGCUGCCACCUGCCCACCUCGCUGCCACCUGCCCACCUCGCUGCCACCUGCCCACCUCGCUGCCACCUGCCCACCUCGCUGCCACCUGCCCACCUCGCUGCCACCUGCCCACCUCGCUGCCACCUGCCCACCUCGCUGCCACCUGCCCACCUCGCUGCCACCUGCCCACCUCGCUGCCACCUGCCCACCUCGCUGCCACCUGCCCACCUCGCUGCCACCUGCCCACCUCGCUGCACCUGCCCACCUCGCUGUCACCUGCCCACCUCGCUGUCACCUGCCCACCUCGCUGUCACCUGCCCACCUCGCUGCCACCUGCCCACCUCGCUGCCACCUGCCCACCUCGCUGCCACCUGCCCACCUCGCUGCCACCUCCCCACCUCGCUGCCACCUGCCCACCUCGCUGCCACCUCCCCACCUCGCUGCCACCUGCCCACCUCGCUGUCACCUCCCCACCUCGCUGCCACCUCCCCACCUCGCUGCCACCUCCCCACCUCGCUGCCACCUCCCCACCUCGCUGCCACCUCCCCACCUCGCUGCCACCUCCCCACCUCGCUGCCACCUCCCCACCUCGCUGUCACCUCCCCACACUGCCAUGUCCACCGCGCUGCUCUCUCGUUCCCGGCAACCUGCUUUCGCGCCUUUUGUUCCGCCAGUCAGCGCUGCCUCUCCUUGCAUCUCUCCCGCUCGCCUCAUUGCCCAAACCUCCUCCCCCCUUCCUCGCCUCCCUGCCUGACAUGGACGGGUUGCUGCAGGAGGCGAGGGGCGUGGCGGUGCGGCUGCCAGCGGUGGCGCAGCUGCAGGCCCGGCGGGACGACGCACGGCGCUGGGGAGAGAGGGCACGCGCACUGCUGGCGGCACUGGGGGGCAAGGAUGGGGGGAGGGGCAAGCAGGCACACAAACAGGGGAAAAAAGAAGGGCAGGGGCAAGAGGAGGGGCAGGGGCAUGCAGGAGCAGCUAGUGUGGCAAGCAGCAAGUGUGGCCCGGGCAGCCCUCCCCCCUCCAGACUCUCUCCCCCUUCUGCUCCCCCCACCACACCUGCUCCUGCCACCCCCCUGCCUGUCACUCGCACCACCGCUGCUGCUGCUCCCUCUCCAGCAACCCCUCCUCCCACCGUUGCUGCCUGCACUCCCUCUUCCCACCACCCUGCAUCCAUCCCCACUCCGUCUGCCACAGCCCCUGCUGCGCUCACAGCUUCUGCCACUGACGCCACCCCUCUUGCUGCCCCUUGCCCUGCCGCUGUCCAAGCUACUCUGCUUCUCCCGUCGCCUUCCGCCGCUGUCCCACUUGCCACUGUCACACCCGCCACUGUCACACCCACGUCGGGCAGGCAGAGCGGGUGGAAGGAGGAGCUGGCAGCGCUGGUGGAGGCUGGCACGCGCAUGCACGUCACUCGUGAGUGGGGGUGGGGCGGUGGAGGGUGGGGCGUGGGCGAGAUGGAGCAGGUGCAGCAGCAGCUGCAGCGCAUGCAGUGGGAGGAGGCGGCGGAGGGGGCGCUCAUGCGCCGUGCAUCAGUGGACGAGCUGCUGGCGCUGGAGGCACAGGGGGAGCGGCUGCCCACGGGCAGUGCAGUGGUGGCGCGCGUGCACGCGGUGGUGGCGGCAGGCAGCGACUGGCAGGCCAGGGCGCAGAGGGCGCUGCAGGAGGGGUGCAGCCUGGAGGAGGGCGAGGCGAUGAGCAGGGAGGCGGAGGCCAUGCCAGCAUCGCUGGCAGGCCAUGCUCACCUCAUGUCAGCGCUGGCGUCAGCAAGGGCAGCAGCAGCUCGAGGCGACCAGCUGCUGCUGGCUGCCUUGCAUGCAGAGGUUGUUGCGCUGCCCGUGCGUCCACCGCACGCACCACAGCUCGCCUCGCUGCUCUCUUCUCUCGCCGCCUGGCAAUCCGCCACCUCACACGCCCUCCACACCGCCACCACCUUGCUCUCACCACCCACCACAGUCACACCGACCACAGCAGCUGCAGCACAGAGCACCCAAGCCAGCCCGGCUGCAGUGCCCAUCGCCACCGAGUCAGGCGCCACACCCCUUGCAUCAGCACCAGCUGCGCCUGCAGGCAAGCCCCCCCCGGAGCUACUGGUGCCGGCAGCAGCAGCGAGCGCCAGUGCGGCUGAGCUGUCGUCACUGCUCACCCAGGGGGCAGCGCUGGGCGUGGCGGUGCCCGAGCUGCCGGCUGUGCGCGCGCUGCUGCAGCGCCUGCACUGGGAGGUCGCCGCCCAUGCCCUGCUGUCUGGCACUGCAGAUACUGCGGUGCAGAGUGGUGGUGUGGCGCAGGACAGUGCGGUGCAGGGUGGUGGUGAGAGGCGAGGCAAGCCCAGCGUGGAGGAGGUGGAGGCACUGGUGGCGGCUUACCCACUCACUGAUGCGCUCGCCCACCCUCCACCCCACCCAACGCCAUCAGCACCACCACUACCAUCAGCAGCUCCAUCCGAGGGCCUUGCUCAGCCUGCUGCAUCCGCCCCCUCUCCGCCCCCCUCGGCGCGCCUCUCCCUGCUGCACUCAGCCCUGGCGGACGCACGGCAGUGGGUGCAGGCGGCCAAUGAGAUGCUGACACGUGGCCCUGCCAGCUGUGAGGUGCAGGAGGUGGAGGCGAUGGUGGCACGUGGCAUGGCCUUGCAGGUGUGUGUGCACGACAAGUGCCACCAGCUCAGCACCGUCAUCGCCUCCCACAGGGAGUGGGUCAGCGAGGUGCAGCAACUGCUCGCCCCACGCCUCCCUGCGCCCACCUCACCACCUCCGCUGCUGCCCCGUGCACCUGCCACAACACUUGCGCACCUCAAGGGCCUCCAGGUGCGCGGCAGCAGCAGCGUGGUGGCGAGCGGGGAGGCCCGGCAGGUGCAGCAGGCAGUGGCAGCGCUGGACGACUGGCUCGUUGCCUGCUGUGCUGCCCUCCGGGGGGGCUCAGGGGACGAGGGGGCGAGAGGGGGAGGCGAGGGGGCACAAGGGGAGGGGAGUGUGGCACCAGAGGAGGGUAAGGGGCUGCACGGGGAGGGCAAGGGGCGGGUGUGUGAGGAGGAGGUGGUGCGGAAGCUGAAGCACAUGCACAGCAGCGUGCAAGCAGCUCUUCAUCGCAUCUCCUCCCUGGCCCGCCGCACCGCUGCCCUCUCACACCUCACUGCUCUGCCGGCUCAACCCCCCUCUGCGUCAGCCAAUGCUCCUCAUCCCGCAGUGCUGGCAGGCAGUGCAGUAGGUGCCACCGCAGAUGCCGUGGCUGCCGCCGCAUCUCCCGCAGCCACGGCCCCCACAGCCACAGCACCAGCUCAUGCGCCGGCACCAGGUGUGGCACCGGCAGUAGCAGCAGCAGUGCGAGGGGCGCCAGAGGCAUCAGAGGCACCUGUACCUGCUCCGCCUGGUGCUGCUGCGGCGGCGGUUGCUGGAAGCGUCUCUUCGUCCGACACCGUUUGCUGGUGUGCGGUGCUGCACCGCGCCCACCCUGCAUGUGCUGCUUCUGCUGGUUUCUCUGGCGGCAGCGACGGGCAGGCAGUGGUUGGCGGGCAGGCGGGAGGAGGCGGUGGGGAUGUCCGGGUUCGGGGAAAGCGCAGCGGUGGGAGGAGAGCCGCUGCUGUUGUGUGCGGUGCUGUUGGGCGAGAGAGUGGUGCAGGCGGCGCAGGGAUGUCAUGGGAGAAGAGGGAAGAGAAGGCAGGAGAAGCAAGAGGCGAUAGGGAAGGGAAUAUGGGAGCAGUGCGUUUGGAGAAGGGUGAAGCAAAGGAGGAGGAGCAGAAGUUAGAGAAUGGAUAUGGAUUGAAGGGCGAAGGCAUGAAGGAUGCACUUAUAUGCGACGGAUGCAGCAUGAGAUUCUACGCCGACUCAGCGCGAGUGCAUGCUCCCUCCACUCGCUCCCUCCACUCGCUCCCUCCACUCGCUCCCUCCACUCGCUCCCUCCACUCGCUCCCUCCACUCGCUCCCUCCACUCGCUCCCUCCACUCGCUCCCUCCACUGGCUCCCUCCACUCGCUCCCUCCACUCGCUCCCUCCACUCGCUCCCUCCACUCGCUCCCUCCACUCGCUCCCUCCACUCGCUCCCUCCACUCGCUCCCUCCACUCGCUCCCUCCACUCGCUCCCUCCACUCGCUCCCUCCACUCGCUCCCUCCACUCGCUCCCUCCACUCGCUCCCUCCACUCGCUCCCUCCACUCGCUCCCUCCACUCGCUCCCUCCACUCGCUCCCUCCACUCGCUCCCUCCACUCGCUCCCUCCACUCGCUCCCUCCACUCGCUCCCUCCACUCGCUCCCUCCACUCGCUCCCUCCACUCGCUCCUCUCCACGCUUCUCCCUCCCCCUCCCCCUCGUCUCUCCCUCCCCCUCCCCCUCGUCUCUCCCUCCCCCUCCCCCUCGUCUCUCCCUCACGCCCUCCUGCUGUGCAGCCUCGGCGCCUGCCGCGCGUGUCGCUGCGGUGCUUGGAGGGCCUGCUCUCUGGUGCUCGCCCUCUCCACCCCAGGAUCGCAGCCGUGCACAGCUUGGAGCAACUCGUCCAAUCAGCAACGCGUUGCUCUCACUUGCUGACAUCAGCGCUCUCCACCACCCUGUCCUUGCCACGUCAUGCCGAACCCCUGCCUCCCUCCAUACUCAGCUGUCUGCUUCAGGUGGCCUCCUGGCUUCCACUCCACAUGCCACUUGCCUCUCCGCCAUCGCUCUCCUCCACUGCCCCUGCUGCCACACCAGCGGGACCAGAUUCAAUUGCAGCGCAGGCAGCAGAGCCUCUUGUCUCGUGGCUGCUGCACGUGAAUGCAGUUCUCUCACCGCCCACACGCCAGCAGCAGCAGCAGCAUCUGGUGCAAGGGGAUCACACGAAGCAUGUCACCGGCACUGCAGCUGCUGCCGCGGCAGCGACUGUGGGAGUGGUGGGUGGAGGGCAAGAGGAGGUGCAGCAGUGGGCAGGGCAGAGCUCCAAGGAUGGUGGAGGAGGGCCAACAGUGCCGACAGGCCCAGCGGCAGCGGCGGUGUCGGAGGCACGGACAGGCUGCUCUGUUGAGGCGGGCGGCACGCUGGCGGUGAUGCAGAGGGCAGUGGCCGCCCACUGCUGGAGGGCUGCCACGUGUAGCGCUCUCAUUGGCCGCCCACGGCCCCGACCUUCCACCCUGGCACAGCUGGUGCAGACGGGCUCGCACACAGUAGGCACAACUGAUGCCGUUCUCGGGGAAGCCAAACAGCGACACGAGGCAGCUUCUGAGUGGCUGUCUUGCUUCAGCAAGGCACUCUCAUCUCAGUCACAGCUGUCAGAGCGCCAGGCCGCUCAGCGUCUGUCACAUCUGCGCGCGCUCAUCAGCCACGCCUCUGCCCUGCCUGUGGACCUGCGCCCAGAGAUCAAGAGCCUGCGCCGCGCUGUGGCCCGCCUGGCAUCGCGCCUCAAGGCUGAUACCGCUGCAACUACUCCUCCUGCCACUCAAUCGCCUCCUCCCACCGCACCACCCACUGCAUCGCUGCUCACCGCACCCUCUCCCGCACGCACAGCGACGCCUCUGGCUGUAGCAAAAACUGCAGCGCCGUCAGGCAAAGCAGCUGCGACAGCACGUGGGGGAAUCGGCACCGCAGGUGCUGCCUCGGAACUGAAGGCGUCCGGGCUGAAAGGCUCUCGCAGUGCCAAGCGGAAGCUGGCAGCAGGCGGGGAAGGCAAGGCAGUGCGUGUGGGUAAGAGGAGAGCAGGAGCAGUGGCUGUUGGGGGUGCAGCAGAAGCGAGUGUGAGUGUUGCUCCCAGGGCUGCGUGCAGUGUGGCGACCAGUGGUACUGCCUCCGCUGCCACCGCUAUCGCUGCUGCUACCACUACCACAGUUGCCUCAGCUGGCGCUGGUGCCACGGCCGCAGCCACCAAGGGCAAGAGGAGCCCUCGCGCCCUGCACGCAGUGGCCCUGCAAGGAGGCAGCUGCAUGGCCGUGCCUGCUUGUGCUACAACCUGCCCCCGUGGCCCGACUGUAACAUACGAGCCUGCCCCCGCCUCCUGCAUCGCCUCACCGCUUCUGCCUGCCUGCUCCUCCCUUCCUCAACCCACCGAUCCAUCCCACAUGGCCUCUCGCCCUCUCUCCCCUUCACUCCCUGCCCCCCCGGCCACCUCCCCUGCUGCUGCUCCUCUGCCUGCACCGCUGGCAUCGGCAGCUGCCUGCCCGCCUGCCCCAGGGGGUGAGGCAGGGGCAGGCGUGAGAGUGAGUGGGAAGAGGAGCAGGUCCGUGAGGAAGAGGAGGAGAGAGGGAGGGGAGGGGAGUGGUGGGGGAGGCGGUGAGGUGAGGGCGGGAGACAGCAGCGAUGGCGAUGGCGAUGGGGAUGGGUGUGCUGGCAGUGCGGGAAGUGCUGGUGGGCCCGCUCUCUCCUUCCCGGUCCUCAAGAAGCGGCGCAGCGACCGACCCAAGGCAGGUGCUGUCAGCACGGCCGAGCCACCUUCAGCUCUUGCUGCCACACACCCUCCUGCUCCUCCCAACGCACCUGCUCACUGCGCUGUUGGCUCCACUGCUGCAGCAGCUGCUGCUGGCACAGCAGCUGGCACUGCUGCCUGCUCUGUUGGUACCACUGUCCCCUCUACUGGUAUGACUGCCAGCUCGACCGCCAAGGUUGCCAGCUCAGCAGCCAAGGUUGCUAGCUCAGCAGAAAAGGCUUGCUGCCUAGAAGGGAAGGGUGGUGAGGGUCAGAGGAGGAAAGGCAGGGGAGAUAGCCAAGAUAGUGGAGACAGGGUGCGGGCGAUUGAGAGUGCCAUGCCAGCCACACGCACAGCAGGCCAGGGGAAGAUGAGCCCUCGGCCACAUGAAAGCGCAACAGCAGCGGCAGCAGAGGGUGUGACAGUUGGCAGUGCGUGGCAGCAUGGCAGAGCGAGUGAGAGUGAGAGUUUGGGGCGAGAGGGUGCAGCAGGUGGUGCAGAAGGUGGGAGCAGGGGAGGCGGGGUGGUGGAGGGAGGGGCGGGUGGAGGAAGGCGGUCGGCUUUUGAGUCGACUCAAAAGUCAACUCGCGGGGUGGUGGAGGGAGGGGCGGGUGGAGGAAGGCGGUCGGCUUUUGAGUCGACUCAAAAGUCAACUCGCGGGGUGGUGGAGGGAGGGGCGGGUGGAGGAAGGCGGUCGGCUUUUGAGUCGACUCAAAAGUCAACUCGCGGGGUGGUGGAGGGAGGGGUGGGUGGAGGAAGGCGGUCGGAGAUCCGACGGAUGCUCAAGGGGAAGGCGGUCAAGGUGAAGAUCGGGCCGAGUGAAAUGAAAGCCAUCGCUGGGGUUGGAAAGGAGCUUGCGAAGUAUUCUAAGAAGGAAUGGGAUAGGAUGGUGAAAGACAAAAAGAAGCAAGCGGAAAAGCUGGAGAAAGGGUGGGAGGAUACCAAGAAGGCAGCGAAUGAGGUGAAGCAGGGGUUUGAGAAGGUUGGGGAAGGUGCCAGGAAGGCAGCGGACGACGUGAAGCAAGGGUUCGAGAAGGCCACAAACUUCUUUGGAAAUCUCGGACGCAAGUAG